This is a messenger RNA of Emericellopsis atlantica, 1215 nucleotides long. RefSeq lists its product as uncharacterized. Bases 413 to 931 code for a protein of 172 amino acids. The record is from RefSeq and is a predicted model, not a curated record. The transcript has a single exon. NCBI's taxonomy places the organism in Eukaryota, Fungi, Ascomycota, Sordariomycetes, Hypocreales, Bionectriaceae.
CCGAUCUUCACUUUUCUCCUUUUGCAAACACGCGACCUUUUGGCGAGCACACACAACGCAACAACGCUUGCAAAUCUUCCGAUUGCAAAAGAUCCAGUCUCUUUUGAGUUGAAACACUCAACCUCUCGUUUCGAGAUUUUCUCUUUCGGCACAACGUGCAACGGGUUGUCUGUGUCAAUAAACACACGCAGGAUCGCGGAUCAACAUCACCCUUGCCUCACCUUACCAUCACCACAACAGCCCACAGUCACAGCCUCAAUAACAGCAGAAGAAAAUGGGUGACAUGUGUACGCUGGUGAGCCAUAUUCAGAGCACAGUGGGUUUCCCUUUUGGCCUGUUUGAUGAAAAUGCUCUACUCCGCGGAGCAUAGCUCGCCAAAGGCGAAACUCACCACGAGAGCUAGCAGCGUUCAAUGCGGGAAGAGACUUGGAGGAGUAUGAGUCCGAAGAACAUCUCCAAGAGAUACCAACAGGUCCUCGACGACAGGGACUCGCCAAGACAAUUCCAUUGUCUACCCAAGACGAAGAAUUUAUCUGCCGAAUGGAACGAGGACGACUCACAGAAAGAACCGGCCUCGAACAUGGAACUUGCACCGUUCUUCAUUCUCCACCCCUCUCUCUCAAAUAAUGCAGUACGAGAGCUGAACAAGCAGCUGGCCGAGUCGACGUACAAGAACACAGACGGCAAGGACCAACCGCGGUACCAACCGGUGUAUUACCCCAGUGGCGCCCUGGACGUGUUCGAGUUUAGGCACGACCGUCCACCUGAUGAGAGGACACUGGAGGACUACCAGUUCAACAGGGUUGUGUUGGAUGGAGACGCUUCCUUCCCAGACCUGUGGACAAGCCCCAUCUCUACAUGCUCAACUGCAUUGCAUCCGCAAUCAAUACCUGUAGCCUGGGUUCACUCAAUAUCUCGUGAACGAGAUUAGGACAGGGGCGAAGCACUAUUUCACACGGCCAGGAGUCAAAAACACCAAGAGCUUGGCCGAUCAUGGCCUGGCGUCUACGUUGAAGCCCGAAGUGCCGUGGUGGGCAUCAUACCUACUGGCCGUGUGGUUUGAGCCUGCAAAAUUGCAAGGCUACUCUACUGCUUACAGGACCAUUUCGCACAGCUAAUUCGUCUGCAAAGAAUUUGGUCCCUCUCGUGUUGGAACCACAAUACGCGAAAUACCGCGACGCUCGAAGCGUCACCUGCUAAGACGUUAAGCCGGAG